Molecule: messenger RNA, 1370 nt
Organism: Cucumis sativus (cucumber)
Lineage: Eukaryota; Viridiplantae; Streptophyta; Magnoliopsida; Cucurbitales; Cucurbitaceae
Product: adenylyl-sulfate kinase 3
Exons: 8
Coding region: 173-1063 (296 amino acids)
Biological process (GO): sulfate assimilation
Molecular function (GO): adenylylsulfate kinase activity; ATP binding
Source: RefSeq, a predicted model, not a curated record
UAGACAACUCGCACCCAUUUUAAUGCGUUGGCUUUCGUCGGACUUUAAACGGAGUCGUUUUUCACUUCUUCUUCUUCUUCUCCGGACGGCUCGCUGUUCCGCAGGCUUCGGCUCCGGCUCCGCAUUCUUCUUCUACGUAAAUGGUGUUUUCCUUUUGAGAUGUGUGUGAGAUAUGGUUUCGAUUGGAGGAAUUUCGUUGCCGGGUUCUAUACCGCCGUUGCUUCACCACCAAUCAUCUCCGACGUCGGCGAUUGGGUUCGCUAGGUUUCCCGACAGGAUUAGCUUCAGAUCGUCGGUGGUUUUGCGGGAUGAAGUUGAGAAGAAGGGUUCGAGGGUGGUGAUUGCUAAUGGGAAGGUCGAUGGUUUGGGUAAGAGUGAAUGUGAGACUGACUUUGAUACUGCCUUGGGCAAUGGACGUGCUGGGAACUCGGGAAAAAAUCAUGGAGUGUUAUCCACGGUAGGAAAUUCUACUAAUAUCAAGUGGCAUGAAUGUUCAGUUGGAAAGAAUGAAAAACAGAGCCUUCUCAAACAGAAAGGAUGCGUGAUAUGGUUCACAGGUCUCAGUGGCUCAGGGAAGAGCACUGUGGCCUGUGCCUUGAGUCAAAGCUUAUACAAAAUGGGGAAGUUAGCUUAUAUCCUUGAUGGGGACAAUGUGAGGCAUGGCUUGAAUCGUGACCUUGGUUUUAAAGCAGAAGAUCGUGCUGAGAAUAUAAGGAGGGUUGGUGAGGUUGCAAAACUGUUUGCAGACGCUGGAGUUAUUUGCAUUGCUAGUUUGAUAUCCCCAUAUCGAAGGGAACGAGAUGCCUGUCGUGACAUUUUGCCUAAUGGAUACUUUAUUGAGGUGUUCAUGGAUGUUCCUCUUGAAGUUUGUGAAGCAAGAGAUGCCAAAGGACUAUAUAAGCUUGCACGGGCAGGGAAGAUCAAAGGCUUUACCGGUAUCGAUGAUCCGUACGAAGUACCAUUUAAUUGUGAGAUAGUCUUGAAACACACUGGAGGUUCACCAUCUGAGAUGGCAGAGAAAGUACUGAGUUACCUAGAGCAGAAAGGCUUCCUCCAGGCUUAGCUCAAAGCUUUACGAGAAAAGGGGGCUUUUAACAACCUAAGUUUUGGUUUUAGAGAAAAUCCACUUAACUAAAAGCUUUGUCUAGGCUUAUUUGUCUGUCACAUCUAAUUUGCUUCGUCUUUGGUCACUUCUUGUUCUGCAUACAGAUAGGAUUGAAGGUUUGUGAGGAUACAUAAUUUUCUUUUGCUUUUUUCCCCCUUUUGAUCUCUGUAAUGUAAUAUAGGUUUGAAUGUUUUAUACAAAAAAGUAUAUCAAAUAUUUUUGUGGAAAUCAAGAAGUCAAUCACAAUCACUCUUUUUCUAGUGUA